AUGAAGCCCAGUUCUUCCUCCGCCUCGGCGUCUCCUCGCUCCGGAGUUCUCCGUGACUUGUCUCCCUCCUCGGUCCAAAGAAGCCCUAGAGGGGAGAGAAGACCCCGACACAGCGUCCGUUUUGCACCGCACCUGGUUCCUCCUGAUGAAAUGGAGGAAUCCUCGGACGACAGAGCAGCAACAGCAGCAGGAGCAGCGCUGCCACGCCCUCCGCCUGCAUCGGGGAGGCACGCAACGCAGGCCCUCGAGGGGCAGCAAGCCCAACACUUGCCUGCGGCUGCCGCCUCCAGUGCACACACAAUGCAGCCUUCAGAAGCUCCGAGGAGCUCUGUUGCCGCUGGAUCAAGAGCUCUCUCCCCCCUUGAAGCCUCCUCCGCCGCGGCGGGAGCGGCGAAGUCUCGAAGCUCCUCGGAAAGUCAAGCCCGCGGCAACGCGCCCUCCCAAAACCUCCCAGGGGGCUCACACCUCUCGGAUCUACAAGAUCUGGAGACUUCCGCGGCAGUGUUUCGCACAGGUCUUUCGCAGCUGAUCAACUCCUUCUCAGCAGCGACCGAGAGGAGUGCCGGCAGCCUUGCUGCGGCCUCCCCAGCUCGCGAACCUGCUGCUCAACUGGCGAAAACGGCUUCCUCGUCCUCCUCUUUAUCCGCAUCACCAGAACAGCUCGAAGCCACGCAGCCUGUUCCCUCUCUAAGGCCCUCCCUCAUGUCUCACACAGGAGACCCCCAGGGGCCUGACGUGCCUGUGCUCUCGAGCUCCUCGUCCUUCUCUCUCCUUGCACAGCCGGAAGCAGCGCUUGUUUCGCCGCAACCGCCGUCCGAUGCACGAGGACGUCAGAGAAGUCCGAUGGCGAGCAUCACGAGCUCUUUCCCGUGCUCGCCGUCUUCAUCAGCCGCACGAACCGAAGCCAAAGGUGCCCUGGCCGCUACUCCGGCAGCAGACGGAGCUCCCGUGCAAUCUCUCUCACCCACUCUGCCUGCUGAAAAGGCCCCCAGGUCGCCUAGAGACGACCGUCGAGCCGCUCCCAGGCUGCUCCUCUCAGGAGUAUCGGCCAGGCCCCAAGCCUCCACUGCGCAACCGUCCCGCCUGCUGUUUGCAGAGUCCUCUGCUGCCGACGACGCAGCAUCUACCUCAGUCUCAAAAGGUAAACGCAGUGUCGUUGAGCCCGGAUCCAGCAGCAAUGUGCGUAGCAGUGGAGGCGACAGCCUUCUUUGCAGCCCCUCCAGUGCCGCUUCAGCAAAAGGGCAUGCACGUCCCGCUGAGAGCUCCAGCUCUUCAGGAAAAGCCACAAAGCCACGCACGGGCACCGAUCGGCUGUCGUACUCCUGGGAUUCUCUUCUGGACGCCUCGUCCGACGGCUCAGGGAGCUCAUCAGACGAAGAAGGCACUGAGAAGACUUCCAGGAAGGCGGCAAGGGACGAGAAGAUUCAGAGCGCUCGAGAUUUCCCUCCGUCCUCGAGAAGAAGUACUUCGUCUUUGGGUGAAAGCGGUAGCGGCAAAACAGAGGAGGCACAAAGACAGAGGCCACAACACACGCAGUCGCUUGCCAGUGUGCAUGCAGAUGCAGUGGAAAAGCCCCGCAGAGGGCUCUCUGACGGCAGCAGCACCAGCAGCAACAGAGGCUCCCGAUUUGGCCAUUCAGCCCCUCCUGGCGUGUCUAAAGGCGACGUGUCUCGAGACCUUAUGCAGCAGCAAAUGAUGUUGCUACCACGGCAACAGCAGCUCCUGCAACGCAAGCUGCAGGGGGGGGGCCCAUACCCGGGUCGCGCACUGAUGGUCGAUGAGAGACUCUCGUGUCGCGUGCCUCCUGGUUGUGGGCAGCAGCUGCAGCCGCAUUCUUUUCCGCAGCCUUUCGACAUGCGGAAGCAGAAUGAGGUGCUGGUGACGGAGGAGGAGCGAAUUAUGGCUGCGCUGGCAGCAGCGGCAAUUCGGCAGCAACAGCAACACAGGCAGGCCGCAGCACUACUGGAUGGGCAGGUGGCUGUACAGCAGAAUGAACUGGAAAUUAUCCGUAUGCAAAUGGGAAACAUAAGGGCUGCCCUCGAAAGUUGUCGUGCUGCAGCAGCUGUAGAGAAGGAGGAGUUUCUACAAUUGACUGCCGAGCUGCGGCAGCACCGAGCCAUGGGCACUGGCGAGUUCGGAAGCCGAUUUACAGCCAGGCAGAGGCUCAUGGCGCUCCUUCAGCAGCAGCUACAGCACUUCGAUGAGAUGGAAGCUAAGGCCAACUUGCAGCGGCAGAAAAGCAACGCAUUGCUCCAGCAGCAGCAGGAGGCUCGCACCGAAGCCAUGGUCAGUUUGCAGCAGCAGCAACAACAACAGCAGCAGCAGAUGGCAGCACACCAGUCUGCCAGGCUGUCCAGUAGCCUGUUGCAAAAGCAGAAGCUGAGCAGUUCAAUCGCGCUCACUCAACAGAAGGAAGCUGAGUUGAAGGAGAAGGAGGAGAAACUGAAGGCAGAUUUGAAGCGGCAGCAAGAGGAGUAUAUUGCUGAACACAAGCGACUCUUGGAGGCGCAGCAACUCGAGGCUGUCGCUGCUCUUGAAACUGAGCGCGAGCAGCAAAGGGAGCAGCAGCAGGCCCUUCUCGAGGAGUACCAGCGGCAAAUGGAUGAACUUCAGAGCUUGAAGGAGCAGCAGGAGCAACAGCAGCAGCACCUGGAGCUAGAACUAGAGCAGCAGAGGCAGCUGCUGCUGGAAGAGCAACAACAGCUGGAGGAGGCUCACAGGCAGCAGCGAGAAGAGCUGGAGAGAGAAAUGCAACAGCAAGAGGAGCUGAAGCAGCAGCUAAUCGACGAACACCAGAAACAGCAAGAGCUGCUCUUCCUGCAGCAGCAAGAACUUGAACAACAACGCCAGCAACUGCUGGAAGAAGAGGCGUUCAGAGCGUCCGAGUAUCAGAGACAGACUGACGAGCUGCAGCAGGAGCACCAGACACUAGAGCAGCACGAAUUGGAGGUGCAGCAGCAACGUGACGAGUUGCUGAGGCUGCAGCAGGUCGUUCAGGAGCAGCAGCAACUGCUGUUGCUGCAGCAGCAACAGCAGCAACAAUACCAAGAAGAGCUGAAAAUCGAAUUUGAAAGGCAAUUGCAGAACGAACGUGAGCAAAUGCAGCAGCAACAAAUGCAGCCACAAGAAGCAAAAGAAAAAAUCCUAGAGGGGCAGCAGCAGCAGCUCUUGCAGGAGCAACAGAGGCCACUUCUACCAGAGGAUCAGCGUGAGCAGUUGAUGCAGCAGGCUGCUCUGCAGCAAGAGCAAAUUACAAAACAGCAGAGAGAAGUGCUGCAACAGCAGUUGCAAGGCCAACCCCCAGGCCGCGCACAAGACGCUAUUGUACUUUUCUCUCCGACUGCGACAAAAGAUGAGCAGAGGCUGAAGAUUCAGGAGCUAGAGAAAGCCAUAAGAGAACAGUACAUGGAGCUGGAGGCCUCUAGAAAUCUCCCUAUUCCCAAGUCUGUACUGCAAGAGCGUUCAAAGCUGAUGCUGCAGCAGCCUUCACAGCACCUUGACGGCUUGCCCCCUGCUCUCUCUCCUGUUACCACCCUUCCGAGCUCUGCGCUUGCCCCCACUGGACUCCCUCAUUCGCCAGCAGUCAAGCUGUAUGAGCCAGAAGAGGCCGCAGAACGCGAACACUACAAGGCCCUUAACGAGGAGCUGCAAAAGCUGUGCGUUAGCUUGCAGGCGCAGGUGUUACAGCUACACCAGCAACAAGAGCAGCAGAAGGGCAGCCCCCUCCAGCAGGAGCAGAUCACUUUUGCGUCUCAAAAGCUGUCUGAGCUGGAAGCGUACGCAAAGGCCCUUGAAAAUCAAAACAAGGAGCUCCUAGCGACGGCUGAAGAAGCCCUACAGCAGCAGCGGCAGCAGUAUGAAGAACGGGAGCAGCAGCUGCAGCAGACGAUGCAGCAGGAGCUUCAACAGCAGGUACAGCAGCAGAAGGAAAAAGCGCUGCGCGAACGACAGCUUAUGCAGGCGUAUUUUGAAGAGGAGUACAGCAAGGUAGUGGCGCAGGCAAUGGAAGGCCACCAGGAGCUGAAGCGGACUCAUGGAUUGCUGGAGGAAGCACAGGCAUCCCAACAGGGGCUGGAAGCUCUUCAAGAGCAAACCAAAGUGGCGCAGGAAGCGGCCCGUCGCUACGCUGCAGAGUACUUGGCAGCCACGCAAGAAAAAGAAGAAGCGGCUGCCAAGGUGCGGGAGUCGAGGGCUCUGCACGCUGCAGUAGAGGAAGAGAAGGAGAAGCUGACGCGCUCCCUAUCACUCCUGGAGGAUGAGACAAAGCAGAUAAAGCAGAAUUUGGAGCAGGAAAAAGAGCGACUGCACACGCAGAAGGAGCAGGAGAAGAAAGCGUUGCUGAAGCAGUUGCAGCAGGAAAGAGAGCACAUGAAUCACGAGGCGCGACAAGUGCAGCAGCGCUUACUCGAAGAGAAGGAGCAGUUGAUGCUGCAGCUGCAGCGGGAGCGGGACACGAUGGAGCGACAGACAGAGAAAGAAAAGGCGCAGCUUGCUAAAGAGAAGGGCGAAACUGAGAGAGCGCAUAGGGCGCUGCUGCGUAAGCUGGAGGCAUCCACAAGCGAGUCUCUCGUGAUGAAGCAACAGGCCGAGGCUGCAGACUUUGAGCGGAAAAUGCUGGCUGCGAGGUGCGAAAAGCUGCAAAGAGAGCUGGAUCAGCAGCAACAGCAGCAGCAGCAAAUGAUAAAAGAACGACACCGCAAGCUGGAGGCGCAGCUACACGAAGAAAGGGCUAUGAACCAACAACACGCAGAACGGCUCAAGCGGCUUCACACCGAACAGCUCGAAGAGUUGCAGCAAAAAUACGAAAACACAAUUCAAACACUGCGGCAGAAAGGCACUGAAAAAGCCGAGAGAAAGGCGACUGCGCUACAGGCCAAACUCGCCACCCUACAAGGUGAGCAGGAGGAGAGAAAGCGCAAAAUGCUUCUUCAGCACCAACAGGACCUCCAAAAUGAGCGGCAGGAGCUCGAGAACGAGAUGAAACGCUUAAAGCAUGAGAUUGCAGUGCAAAGAGAGAAGAGAGACGCCGAGGCAGAGUCAUCUCGGGAGCAGUACAAGAAAGAGCGCGAGGACUUGGAGAAGCAGUGGCAGACAAAGCUGGAUGAAGCGACAGAGCAGGUUCAAUCUCUAGAGGCACGCUUGAAGGAAGAGGCUCAGAAGCGGAAACAGGGGGAUUUGUUUAGAAACGCUCUUACCCAGCGCCUCGAGAAACUCGGCGAGGAGGUGCAGGAUUUGCAAAGGAGUAUGGAGGAAUUGUCCGCCAAAUACGAGUCGGCGAAGAAUAGCAGAGACAAGGCCCUGGCGAGGCACGAACACCUAGAGGACGAGCUGAAUAGAACGCGCCAUCAGCAGAAACAAAGCUUGCAGCGUGCGAAAGAGGCUGAGGAGCAGGCGCAGCUACUGCAGCAACAGCUGCAGCAGAAGACAAAACAGCUCGAGACAGCGAAGCAGUUGCACGCGAAAGUCAAUGAGCAGCUCCAGGCUGCCAACGCAGAUCUUGCAAAGAGGAGACAAAAUAUGCUAGCAGCAAAUGAGAAGUUCAAGGAAAUGCAGGACGCUCUUUCAGACGCAUCUGCGGAAGCUUCGAAGAGACAGCAAGAAGCCGCUUCGUACAAGAAACGUGUGCAACAGCGAGAGCAGAUCAUAGAGGAGCUGCAAGGCGAGCUGGAAAUUCUUGAUAAACGAUACCAACAGACGCAGCAACAGCUAACGGCGGCAGCCUCAGCUCAGGCUGACGCAGCGCGUCUCACUGAAGAGGUGUCAGGCCUUAAAAGUGCCCUUGCAGAGGCUAAAAGCAAGCACCGCGCAGCUCAUGAGGAAAAUUUGGCCACGCAGGCAGCCCUGAUGAAGCUUCAGAGAGAAGCGGAAGCAGAAAAAGAUGAUCUGAAGACCACUUCUGCUGUUGAGAUUGAGGUGACGAAAGAAGAGUGCAGCGCUCUGUCUCAGCGACUGACUGCUGCGGAAGCCUUAGUCAAAGAAUUGCGGGAAGCACAUGCAGCGGAGAGGCAGAAAGCAGCAGCGGCAUCGGCCGCUGCUACUGACGCAAAAGCAGCCGCGGCAACUGCAGAGGAGCGAGUCGUGCAGCUUAAAGAGCGCAUCAAUGCCCUGCAGCUCGACAAGAGCCGUCUGGAGAUUGAGCUUAACCAAAAGAACCACAAAGCUCAAGAGGCCAGUGCGGAGGCAGCAGCUGCGCUGCAGUCCAUGCGGGCGUGCUUCACGGAUUUCAACAGGCACCACGAACAUAUGAUGAGGGAUGUGAUCGAGAACAUUCGCAGCAAGGACCAAGGCGUCUCGUCUGCUGCGCCUACACGUGCGUCUCCUGCUGUAGACUCCUCAGGGGCAGCGGCUAUCUCUGCGCAGGUCCAGCAGCUUAGUCAACAACUAGCAGAGCUAUCUGUAAGGCAGCAGCAGCUAAGCCACCAGCAGUCCCUCACUGGUCAAGAAGGGACAGCAAAUGUCGCCAGAGCAGCUGCAUCAUCAGCAGCGGCUGGUGACAACAACGAAGCCUUGCAGAUAAUCAAGCAGCUCGUGAGUCUUAUAGCCACUCCCCACGAGCAGCGUCGGGCUCUCCAGCAACAGCAGUCGCCGCUGGAAUCCACGUUCUCCGCAACAGCAGCAGCCGCAGCACCAACACCACCAGCACGGCUGGCACCCGGAGCAAGGCAAAUAUGCAGCAAAGUAAUAUCUUGGCUCCUGCGCCUGAGAGGCCGUGUGUCUGGAGUCUCUUUGCUACAUGUGUUGCUCUCACUGCCUCUAUCCAUAUGUGCUGAGGAGGUAGCAGAAGCCAUUUGCAGUCUAUCGGAGUACUUAUCUCCUCUGCUUGGGCUUGAGGCCCUUGGCAAAGUUGUGUCUCCGCGCUCUCGGGCUGCUGCUCUCUGGGAAAAGGUCAGCCGCAGCAAGCCUGCGCAGCCUGCAGCAGAGGAACAGCUUCGGCAAGCAGUGCAGCUCAUCCAACGGCGGGCAGCGGCAACAGCAGCGUCCCCGCUGCAGCAGCAGGAUGAGGCGGUUGCGGCUCUACUGCAGGCAGCAACAGCAGCGCACCCGAUGGCCCUUGUGCACGCAGCAAGGGGUCUAGGGCCCUUGCUAGACAGCAGCAUCACGCUGCAGCUUUUGGGAAAGGCGAAGGCAGCGGGGGCCCCCACUAUAGAGCUAGUCUCUGCGGCCUAUCGCUGUCUACCAGAGGACCAAGCAAUGGGAUUCUGCAAGACACUGCAGACGCAGGAGAACCUCAUCCUCCCUCAGCGCGAGCAACUCAUUCUGGUGGACGAGGUACUGCAGCUCCUGCAGCAGUCACUCCAGCUCGCAACUAUGGUGGAGAGGCAGAAUAGCUCAGACGGCAAGCACCUUCAGUUCUCAGGACCGCCAGCAUCACCCCCUCAGUAUGGCGGUGGCCUCGCGACGCCAGGCGCAUAUCCAGCUGCAGUUCCUCCUGCAAUGCCUCCUGGGAGUGCAGCAGCUUUUCAAGUCCCGCAAGCGCACGUGCCUCGACGUGGACAAUCAGUCGUAUGCUGUUCAGGCACCGGAAGCAGUAGCCGUCUAGUUUCCCCCGUUAGUGCUCCUGCUCCUGGUACGCUAGCUGUGAGGGGCAAGGAUAAAGCUUUUGUAUGCCACUCACCACCCCGCACUUACGGCGUCAACGCACGCCUAUCGUAUGAACUGCAGCCAACGGGUAAGCCGAGUAAAGCAGCCAACUAG
Molecule: messenger RNA, 7695 nt
Organism: Cyclospora cayetanensis
Lineage: Eukaryota; Apicomplexa; Conoidasida; Eucoccidiorida; Eimeriidae
Product: trichohyalin
Exons: 8
Coding region: 1-7695 (2564 amino acids)
Source: RefSeq, a predicted model, not a curated record